GUCUGGGGAGGUGGCGAGGGCCGAGACCGAGAAGAGGCAUCGGCCCACCGGCCGCUUGGCGGCCAGGCUGGGCGCAAGCCUCGACGGCAGCCGCCGCCCUCUACGAGGGCGGCCGGCAACCGCCGCCGCUCUCCACGAGACGCGCGCCCUGUGCCGCAAGUCGCCGCCGUUCUCCACGAGACGCCGCUGCGCGCUGCACGCGCCGCGCGCUACGCGCGCGCGCCCGCUUCCGACUACAAGCGGCUGGCGGCGCCUCCCCCCCCCAAACCGACGGGCGAGCCGCGGCUCCCAUUCGCUGUCCGGAGACGCCGGCGAGGGCUGGAGGGGUUGGGGAGGUGUUCGUGGCUCGCGCUGUCUCGGGGGCGCGGCCCCACGACAGCGCGGGAAGCGGAUGGCCGCUGCAGAGGCUCGCGAGCUCGUGCUCGGAGAGGGGAAGCAGAAGGAGGAGUAG
Messenger RNA from Prorocentrum cordatum, 451 nucleotides. The record is from the annotation of a GenBank genome assembly. Lineage: Eukaryota; Dinophyceae; Prorocentrales; Prorocentraceae.